ACUCGUCCUUCUCUGAUGGGCAGCUCUUCAGUAGGAACCCCCACGCCCAACUUCUACAUAACGAGAGAGUCGAAAGUCUUUUCCAAGAUGGCAACGACCAUAGACAGCAGCAAUGCCGUACAGGCGACAAGCAAAAAGCAUCUCGGAAUUCCCGAAGCAAUAUUUGUGGAGGAUGUCGAGUCGUUUAUGAAGCAGCCAGGCAACGACACCGCAGACGCCGUAUUGCGGAAACUGGAUGAACAGUACCAGAAAUACAAGUAUAUGGAGCUCAACUUGGCGCAGAAGAAACAAAGGUUGAAAAGCCAGAUCCCACAGAUCAAGCAGACUCUAGAAAUCCUACGACACAUGCAGAAGAAGAAGGAAACGACAGACCCGAUGGAGACACACUUCCUAUUGGCUGACAACGUUUACUGCAAGGCAUCAGUCCCACCCACCGACAAAGUGUGCCUGUGGCUAGGGGCCAAUGUGAUGUUGGAGUAUGACAUCGACGAGGCCCAGUCUCUUCUGGAGAAGAACCUAGCAACCGCAUCACGCAACCUGGACUCCCUGGAGGAAGACCUGGACUUCCUCAGAGACCAGUUCACCACCACCGAAGUCAACAUGGCACGAGUCUACAACUUUGACGUUAAGAGGAGGAGCAAGGACAACCUCCUUAAAUCAGUCAUGAAGUCUUGAGAGAGGGCGACCCCCCCCCCCCCCCCCAAUAACCUGCCCCAACUCCAUGUUCACAUCUCUAGUCUCUACAACAUGUUUGAGACCUAAAUGGCACCCUAUUCCAUAUUUAGUGCACUACAUUUAACCAGGGCCCAUAGGGUAGUGCACUACUUUUAACCAGGGCCCAUAGGGUAGUGCACUACAUUUAACCAGGGCCCAUAGGGUAGUGCACUACAUUUAACCAGGGCCCAUAGGGCUCUGGGUCCAAAGCAGUGCACCACAUGAGGUUGGUGGCAUCUUAAUUAUUGGGGAGGGAGGGCUCGUUGCCAUGGCUGGAGCAGAAACACUCCAUUCCAGACAUUAUUAUGAGCCCUCCUCCCCUCAGCAGCCUCCACUGCAGUGCACUGUAUAGGGAGUAGGAUUCCAUUUGGGAUGUGGACCAAGCCUUAUUCUAUUGAUUUGUUACUUUUUAAAGUAUUUUUUUCAAGUAAAAAAAGACAAAACAAAAGUUA
This is a messenger RNA of Oncorhynchus masou masou (cherry salmon), 1166 nucleotides long. Its product is annotated as prefoldin subunit 3-like. The record is from RefSeq and is a predicted model, not a curated record. NCBI's taxonomy places the organism in Eukaryota, Metazoa, Chordata, Actinopteri, Salmoniformes, Salmonidae. Bases 16 to 675 code for a protein of 219 amino acids. The transcript is spliced from 6 exons. Gene Ontology annotation, molecular function: tubulin binding. Gene Ontology annotation, biological process: tubulin complex assembly; protein folding; microtubule-based process. Gene Ontology annotation, cellular component: prefoldin complex; cytoplasm.